Clunio marinus is the source of this 252-nucleotide messenger RNA. Lineage: Eukaryota; Metazoa; Arthropoda; Insecta; Diptera; Chironomidae. The record is from the annotation of a GenBank genome assembly.
AUGUCAGUUGUUGAAAAAGCUUUCAGUUGUGCACGUUCCACGGAUGAAUCAACCAACAAUUCCAUGAAUACUGCUAACAAAAAGGAACAUCGAAGACGUGAAAGCAUUAAAGUGGUGUUGUUAAGUGGAGGAAAGAUAAAAGAAAGGAAAAAAUGUUGGCAAAUGGUUGGUCGCGAAUACUUGAAUGAGAAUAAAGUAGAACAAAAACGUUUUCCUUUUGAAGGUACUUUAACGUGGGUGUUUUACGCAUAA